AGUGUUGCAAUGUGUUGCUUCUUUUCUUAAUGAAUGAAGCAGGAUUCUUGCCCGUUCGGAAACGAAAUGUCUUAUUGCGCAUGCGCAUGUACCGGGACGCGUCCUCCGCGCUUCCCCCCUCCAGAUUCUUCUGCAAUGUAUAAAGAGCCAAGAGAAGAAAACAUAAGAUUAAAAUGCACGAACAAAGUGCUCUGAUUGCCAUGAGAGGAUCUAGCUGCAGUCCAUGAAUCGGAGUCUUUUUACAAAGAAUGUCAGGGACAACAAAUGCGGAAUCGGAGGGAGUCUCCAAAGUUCAAAUAAAAAGGCAGAUCAAGACAAUCGUGGAAGAUUUGGAGAACAUCUUAGGAGACUUGAAGGAUGUAGCGAAAGAACUCAAAGAGGUUGUUCAUGAGAUAGACUCCCUGACAUCAGACCUCCAACUAGAGGAGAUGGCAAACAGCUCAAAGACUGACACACUGAACAGCAGCUCGAGCAGUACCACAACCACUACCACUGCCUCCAGCAUUGAGAGAAUCAAGAUCUACCCUGAAGACUCCUUCCUCAGACCUCCAUCCAUGGCCUCUGGCAUGCUCACUGUAUUAAAGAGGACCCAUCCUUCUCUCCCACCCCCUCGCCUGAUGCCAGCCCGAUUCGAGGACCACAUCAAGAGCUUGUCAUCAGGGAACCAAGCCAAAGAGAACAGAACACUCAUGCGCAAUUGCGUCUUCUCUACAAAGCCCAUUAACAUACAGAACAGAGAUUCGGUGUGCAUGCCUAAAAGCUCAACAGAGCAAGGACUGGCUCUGAUACCCCUUCUACGGCACAAAAAAAGUCGAUGUCCCCAGGUGACACGGGAAAGGGUGAGAUUCAGUGAAAAAGUCCAGUACCAUGGCUACUGCCCAGAUUGUGACCUGCAGUAUGACAUUGAAAACACAGAAAUGCACUUACACUCUGAGGUUUUUGACAUGAAACUAAGUCCCAUUCAUCAAUGCUCCUCCAUGGCCCCAGCUCAUGUUCUGAUGGAAAACGGUGGGCUGAGCCUCAGUCACAGCUUUCCUCCUACAACUCAACCUUGUGUGCCUCAUCAUGCUACUCCAAAACCGCAGAAAACCAUACUACGCAAGUCCACCACAACAACUGUUUGAUACAUAAAUCCCCAUAAAAGAGACUAUUAACAAUUUUUUAUAUAUUUCCUUUAUUGUCAUAAGAACUUUCUAGUGCAAUAUAAAAUGGAUUUCCUGAAGAUUAAAAAGGAAUGGGAUUGAUUACUUCAUUGGAAGUCCUAAAAAAAGUAAGUGUCUGGUCCCUUUAUGACCGAAGAAAUGCCAUACUGACCACCUGAUCACCUCAAUUUCGUGUGAUGCUCAAUGAAGGCUCAUUUCAGAAAGCUCUUAGAUCACUACCAAAGGCCCCACACAGACAAAGGAACUACUCAACUGUAUCAUCAACAAUCAGUUUAAUCAUAAUGGCCAAAGGAUAUAAAAUGUUGUUUGGUGUAGAAACACCUGUGAUUCUAUCAGACAGGUCUGCGUGGUCUUAGAAUUACAAAACAAAAUUAGAAUUGAAGAGAAAAGGGGGGAGUCACUAUUAUCUUUUUCAUUCCAUAUAUUAUUGUUUUUUUCUGUAAAUCCUACAGUGACCUGAAAAUUUAUUGUAGCUUGAAAUGACUGAAAUGGAGAAAAGUUCUAUAUUGUUGCUGCUGAAAAAUGUGAAAACAUUUAAUAGGAUCCACUUUAACUUGAUGGCUACAGUUCAUUUCAUCUUGUGCACUCUUUAUCAUAUAUAAAUAAGGAGAGAAAUGCCCGUACAAAUAUUGCCUUUGAAUGAAUGGAAAUUUCUGGAAAAUUUAGAGAAAUGUAAGUUUAAGUGUAUAGUAUAUGUUUUAUAAAAAAGGAUUUUGAAAUAUAAAUAAAUACAUAUAUAUAUAUAUACAGUACAUAUAUAAAAGAACAUAUUUUUGAUAUUUCUUAAAUGAUUUUAAAGAUUGACUUCAUUUUUUCUGAACUGUAAUCUCUGCAGGGCAUUUAUUUAAAUAAUUUAUUUAUGUAUUAUUCAAAGAUAUAGAAAAUGUCAAAGGUUUUUGUAUAUUUUGUGGGUGUGAUUAUUUGUGACUGUGUUAAAAAAAAAAAACAAAUUAAUUUGUUUCAUGUAUACAAUCUUACAAAAAUAUUGGAUUUCUCGACAAAGUGUGUUGUAUAUUAUGCUCCUCUAAUGGGAACAAUAUUUUAUAAUACAGCCCAUGUACACUCUAAGAUACACAUUUGCAUCUGAUGACUAAUACCACUGUUCCAUAUCCAGAAAUACUGCAUUGUUUCUGAUGUUGUGCAACAGCUGCAAGCCAUUUACCCUAGAAAUAAAUAUUUUUACACCUCUGAGGACGUUAACAAUAGGAGACAUCCAGUGAGAAUAUCUUCUCUCCAUUCUAGUUUCUUGGGUGUUUUCUGGAAACUGGAAAUGAAAAUUUUGGGGAAAAUUGGGAGUCAUCUUCUUGGCCAUUUGUAUUUAUUUUUACACAGUGUGACCAUUUAUUGAACCACAUAACAGUAAGAAGGACACGAGGAUAAUGAAAAAUGACACAACCAUAAAAAAAAGAAAUGAAAUAUUUCUGGGGGGUUUUAAGAUGUCAUUCUUAGCACUUUGCACUUAAAUCAAAAACUUUAUAUAGUGUGG
Tachysurus fulvidraco (yellow catfish) is the source of this 2649-nucleotide messenger RNA. RefSeq names its product proline rich 16 (gene prr16). The record is from RefSeq and is a predicted model, not a curated record. The transcript has 3 exons. Bases 249 to 1124 code for a protein of 291 amino acids. Lineage: Eukaryota; Metazoa; Chordata; Actinopteri; Siluriformes; Bagridae. Gene Ontology annotation, biological process: positive regulation of translation; positive regulation of cell size.